Staurois parvus is the source of this 603-nucleotide messenger RNA. NCBI's taxonomy places the organism in Eukaryota, Metazoa, Chordata, Amphibia, Anura, Ranidae. The record is from the annotation of a GenBank genome assembly.
GAACAGCUGCUGCAGCAGCCAAUGGAUGACAAUCAGAGAGAGAAAAUGCAACUGGAGCUGCUGCUCUUACAGACAAGAUACAAUAGUGUUAAGGAACUCCAAAUGGUUAGGAGAAGACAAGAAAGUAAGCUGUCUCCAGCUACUGCUCAGCAUGAACAGGAGGAUCGCUUAUUCUCCUGGAUGAAUGAGACUGAGCAUCGCCUUUCUGGCCUUCAGGAUGCAGAGGAUGAGAAGAAACUUCAGGAUAACACUGAACCUCAUCUGGAUGUCAGCAAUAUCUCUACAGGAUUCAUGCCUUCAUUUCUUCCCUCUGAUUACUUAGUUGAGAUAAACAAAGUCUUGCUUUCCAUAGCAGAUACUGAGCUUUUGCUUAAUGCACCUGAGCUGAGCAGUGGAGAAUAUGAGAAUUUCAAUGUACAGGAAGAACUACUGACGGACAUAAAAGAUUCUCUGGAUAAGCUGGGAGAGCAAAUUGCAGCUAUUCAUGAAAAACAGCCAGAUGUAAUUUUGGAAGCAUCAGGGCCUGAAGCCAUACAAAUAGGAGAUUCUCUCACCCAGGUGAAUGCAGAGUGGGAUAGAAUCAAUAGAUUGUACAGUGAUCGC